Drosophila miranda is the source of this 874-nucleotide messenger RNA. RefSeq names its product aspartic proteinase A3-like. Gene Ontology annotation, molecular function: aspartic-type endopeptidase activity. The transcript has a single exon. Gene Ontology annotation, biological process: cell death; proteolysis. Lineage: Eukaryota; Metazoa; Arthropoda; Insecta; Diptera; Drosophilidae. The record is from RefSeq and is a predicted model, not a curated record. The annotation marks the transcript as partial. Gene Ontology annotation, cellular component: lysosome.
UCGGAUCUAUGGAUUCCCAACUCCAACUGCAGCACCUGCAUCAAGGAGUGCGGCAACGCUGUGUUCCAGGCGGCCAAAUCGAAGUCCUUCAAGGCCAACGGCACCUCCUUCAGCAUCACCUACGGAGUCGGAAAGGUGAGCGGCGUGACAGCCUCGGAAACGGUGUCCAUUGGGCAGAUCUCGAUAAAGGACCAGGGCUUCGGGCUGGUCAGCCAAACGGACACGUGCAGCAGCUUCGAUGGGGUCCUGGGCUUGGCGUAUCCCAGGGCUUCCGUGACAGGUGCCAGGCCUCCAUUCUAUCCGAUGAUCGAUCAGAAGUUGGUCGAUAGCUCGAUAUUCUCGUUCCACCUGAAGAGCGGCGACGGGGGAUCGCUGAUCUUGGGCGGCUCCAACUCGAGCCUGUACCACGGCUCGUUGACCCACGUGAACGUAACCCAACAGAAAAUGUGGCAGUUCACGAUGGACUACAUUGGUUUCCCCUCGAAGAAGUGUCGUCGCUGCAACAGCUGCAAGGCCAUCAUGGACUCGGGCACCUCUCUGAUAGUGGGACCCACCGAGGACAUCACGCAGCUGAACACCAAAAUCAGGGCCACCUACAAUGCCACCAACGGCAUCUGGCAGGUGCCCUGUGGGCGAAUCAGCUAUCUGCCGGUCCUGGAGCUCGGCAUCGCCGGCAAGAAGUUCCAGGUGCGGCCACAGGAGUAUGUGAUCGCCUACGAAGGGGAUGUCUGCAUCACGGGCUUCAUGGACUUGGCGGGGCUCAAUUUCUGGAUCAUCGGAGAUGUCUUCUUCAGGGAGCACUAUGUGUCGUUCGAUGUGGAGCAGAAUAGGAUUGGCAUUGCCAAGGCCAAGUAGAAAGGAACAUAAAUUUCUG